UCGGGCAUCUGCGCCCUUCUGCUCCACGACGGUGAGCGGACCACGGCCCUCUACGUCGAGGCCGCGUUCUCGGGGUCCUUCCGUCCUGGGGAGCUCCUCCGCGCGAAGCCGUCAAAAACCCAGACCUUCGACGACACCGUCAUCUUCGACCACCCCGAGUGGCUGGGCGAAGUGCUGGGUUCCUGGGCUGCGGGCGCAGCGGACGACCGUGAGCUCUUCCCGCUGGAGGCCGUUAGGGUCGCCCGCCUUUUCAAGGUUGCCGCCGCCAGACUGGGCGUCGAG
This is a messenger RNA of Prorocentrum cordatum, 282 nucleotides long. The record is from the annotation of a GenBank genome assembly. Lineage: Eukaryota; Dinophyceae; Prorocentrales; Prorocentraceae.